AUGGAUUAUUCAAAUCGUAUAGGAUCUAAGAAAGGUGGUGGUGGGAUGGCCUCAUCGUCCAUACAAAAUUUACAAACAAAAAAACAAGUGGAUGAUUUAUUAAUUGGCGAAAGAAUACCCUUCAUAACAGAAUACCAAGCAGAUCAUAAUAAUGAUGAACAACUCCAACAACAAGAUACCGAACUAGAUAGAAAAAAUCCAUACAUAUACAAAAAUAGAAGUGGGAAAUUAGUCUGUAAACUAUGUAAUACUAUGCACAUGUCUUGGACAUCCGUAGAGAGACAUUUAAAGGGGAAAAAACAUGGAUUGAGUUUACUAAUUAGAAGCAAGAAUAGUGGUAAUAAAGGCAACCAUGCUAAUAAAGAAUUGUCGAGGGAGGAGAAAAAAGAACAAAAGUUGACUGCCAAACUUGAAAAUAUACGAAACAACGAAAUAAAUAUCAAAAGAGAACCUUUAAAUGAAAAGGAUUGGAACUUGGUGUAUGUGAAAAAUGACCAAGGUGAUCUUGGGGUCUUGAUAAAGGUUAAUUACGGGGUAAAUCAAGGUAUUUGGAAUGAUAACACACCACCAUUUAUAAGACUAGUUGAUAAACUAGAAAUUGAACAGAAUCAUGAAGACAAUGAAAACUGCAAUAAAGACAUAGACCAAAAUUACUUGGUGAUUUCUUUCCCACCAUUUGAAAAUAUCGCAGUUGGAAUACCAAGUAAAUUGAAGUUAAAAUAUAAUAAUUACAAUAAUGAUACUCGUAAUGAUGGUGCUUUAAAAAUCUUUAUUGAUGAUUUGAAUAACCAAUGCUGUUAUUGGGACCGAGAUAACGGUCAAUUUUUUGUACAAGUAUUUUUCCAAUAA
This is a messenger RNA of Saccharomycodes ludwigii, 849 nucleotides long. RefSeq names its product spliceosome assembly protein PRP11 (gene PRP11). Gene Ontology annotation, biological process: spliceosomal complex assembly. Gene Ontology annotation, cellular component: U2 snRNP; catalytic step 2 spliceosome; U2-type prespliceosome. The transcript has a single exon. The record is from RefSeq and is a predicted model, not a curated record. NCBI's taxonomy places the organism in Eukaryota, Fungi, Ascomycota, Saccharomycetes, Saccharomycodales, Saccharomycodaceae. Bases 1 to 849 code for a protein of 282 amino acids. Gene Ontology annotation, molecular function: zinc ion binding; nucleic acid binding.